Blepharisma stoltei is the source of this 273-nucleotide messenger RNA. The record is from the annotation of a GenBank genome assembly. Lineage: Eukaryota; Ciliophora; Heterotrichea; Heterotrichida; Blepharismidae.
AUGAGUUUUAUUGCGAAGAGAUUCCUGAGGGUUGUGCUAGCUUUGAGGUGAAAAGCCCAGCACUAUUUAUGCUGAUUAUUGGUCUGGUUCGGGGCUGCAGAUUUUUGCAUUUUUUGCCAACAGCACCUAGGCCCAGGUUGGGUGCUCGAUAGAAGUAUGGCUACUUACCUGCUUAGACUGAGGGGUCUGCCUUGGCAAAAUCCUUAUAUGGGCAUAUGGAUAGGGAAAUCUUCCCCAGAAAAACAGAAUUUUGGUCUGAUCAUGCUAAGGUAG